AUGUUGUCGCCGGCAACAAGAGUUGAAAGUGGUGAUGAGUUAUUGGAUCCCAAUGUCGUAUUUGAUGUACAAAGUGGUAGCUCAUUCAUCGAUGGAGUUCAAACUGCAAGUUCAGAGGAAAAUAAUCUAGAUGAGUACCAGAGCUGGACUAACUUUUAUGACAGUGGUGAUGAUGGAAAUUGUGUUGUACCUGUUAUGGAAGAAGGUGGACCUUCGUGUGUGGCUGAACCUGAUGAUGGUGAUUGUCGUGUUCCUAUUAUGGAUGAAGGACGACCUUCAAGUCCACCAACACAUGAGGGUAAUUUUCUCGACACGUCUUGGUUAGAGGAAGGCAAAGAAGCUCCGGAAACAGAUGUUGGUGAGGAGAUGUGUGCUGCUGUAUCUGUUGAGGAAGAUUCUCUAUACACUGGGCGUGUUUUCAAAGACAAAGCAGAUAUGCAAAACUGCUUAUCCCUCUAUGCAAUCAAGAGGCUGUUUUAUUUCAGGCAGACAAGGUCUGACCCAGAGAGAUUAAUAUUUGUCUGUGUUGACCCGACAUGUCGGUGGAUAGUGUUUGGCCAUGUUGUAUCGAGGAAUUCAAAGAACUUCGAGGUUCGGACAGCAACUUUAACCCAUACUUGCACGAUCGCAACAAGGGCCAAGUAUUCUAAGCUAGCUUCAGCGAAAGUUAUUGGGUCUGUCUUGGAACGGAAGUAUGCAAAUGGAUUAAGAGGCCCAAGAGCAAUAGACAUACCAGACAUAGUGCUUGAUGAACUUAAAGUUUCAGUGACCUACAUGAAAGCGUGGUAUGCAAGAGAGACAGUAGUAAGGAAAACGAGAGGCAGUGAUGAAGGAAGUUAUGAACUACUAGCUGUGUAUAUGUAUUUAUUGAAGCAAGGCAACCCUGGGCCUAUUUAUAAACUGGAGUAUAAAUUGGGGGAAAAAGAGAAUAAGCAGUUCAAAUACCUAUUCUUUUCUCUAGCUGCCAGCAUUGCAGGUGUAAAACAUAUGAGGAAGGUAGUUCUUGUUGAUGGCACAGCAAUCAAGGCCAAGUUCAAAGGUGUACUUCUAGCUGUGAGCAUGCAGGAUGCUAACUUCCAAGUGUUUCCUAUCGCAUUUGGAAUUGUUGACUCCGAGAAUAUAGCUGCAUGGACGUGGUUUUUCAGGCAUCUUUCUGGUAUACUUCCAGAUACUGAAGAUCUGGUCAUUGUUUCUGAUAGGCAUCGGUCGAUUUAUGCUGCUGUUGAUGAAGUCUAUCCUCAAGCUUUCCAUGGAGCCUGUGCGGUUCACAUUGAGAGGAAUGUUAGACACUUUUCUCGGAAAGGUCUUUCAAACUUAGUUGGUAAAGCUGCAAGGGCGUUUAAUGUCAGUGAUUUUACAAAAUGGUAUACCGAAAUCGGUGUAAGGAGCGCCAGAUGUCAGGCGUACCUGGAUGCAAUUCCUCUUGAGCACUGGACGCAAGCAUAUUGUCAAGCGAAAUGCUACAACAUCAUGAGUAGCAACGUAGCUGAAGCUCUAAAUGCGGCAAUUGCAAAGUUUGUGGAACUUCCGAUUGUUAGUAUGGUGGAGUCUAUUGUUACCAUGGACUGCCAAUGA
Camelina sativa (false flax) is the source of this 1575-nucleotide messenger RNA. Lineage: Eukaryota; Viridiplantae; Streptophyta; Magnoliopsida; Brassicales; Brassicaceae. The record is from RefSeq and is a predicted model, not a curated record.